AUGUUGAUGAUGAAUGUUUUCAUCAUUCUUCAGACAAUAUCCAUCACAAGCUCCCUUCUCUCCUCCAAUAGUUUCAGUACUGAUGAAUUGGACUUCAACGACGUGAAUAUCUCUUCUAUUCUCAACUCCUUCCAGGAGGGGUAUGAUAAGCGGGUUCGACCCAACUACGGGGGAAUCCCUGUGACUGUUGGGGUAACAAUGUACAUUCUUUCCAUCAGUUCUGUUUCUGAAGUUAUGAUGGAUUUUACUCUGGAUAUGUACUUCCGACAAUUCUGGAGAGAUCCAAGGUUACAGUUUGAAAAGAAAAAAGGUCUAGAGAAGCUAGUGGUUGGAGCUGAGUACAUAAAUCUUAUCUGGACUCCGGAUACGUUCUUCGUUAAUGAAAAAACAGCUUACUUCCACAAAGCAACAACGGAAAAUCAGUUUUUAAGGAUCCUUCAUACGGGAGAGAUCUUGAGAAGUAUCAGAUUAACUAUUACUGCCUCCUGCCCUAUGGACCUUCAAUAUUUCCCACCGUUUGGAUAUACAAUGAAUGAUAUUCGGUAUGAAUGGAAUGAUGGCCUUAAUUCAGUUCAGGUAUCUGGUGAUGUUUCUUUACCCCAGUUCAAGGUGCUCGGGCACAGGCAGAAGACUAUAGAAGCUAGCUUAUCAACAGGUAACUAUUCCCGUCUGGCCUGUGAGAUCCAGUUUGUGAGAUCUAUGGGCUACUACCUCAUACAGAUCUACAUCCCCUCCUCCCUCAUAGUUGUCAUCUCCUGGGUCUCCUUCUGGUUGAACCGUGGAGCAACACCAGCCCGUGUAGGACUAGGAGUUACCACGGUGCUAACCAUGACCACGCUUAUAUCAUCAACUAAUUCAGCUUUACCUAAAAUCUCGUAUGUAAAAUCUAUUGAUGUCUACCUAGCGGCCUGUUUCUUUAUGGUCUUCGCUUCCCUUAUAGAGUACGCUAGUGUUGGCUACAUGGCCAAGAGAAUACAAAUGAGGAAGAACCGGUUUCUGGCAAUUCAGAAAAUGGCGGAACAAAAGAAAAAUGAGGCACUGCACUCCAGUAAUGCAAACAUUCAUGAGGCGGUCAAUGCAGAUGUCAGCUCGAACAUGCCAAAACAAACGGAAAUCCGCCUAAACAUGCAUGAUCCGUUGCUCCGGCGCAAUGCCGGGAGCAUGAUGCGGGGAGGAGGCCAGGGGUUCACUGGUUCAACUAGUCAUCUUCUUCCAGGAGCAAAUCAUGGCGGUCCAUUGCCCCAGAUACAAGAUGGACUUUUGCACCACCAAGCCCCGCCUUUAUUGCAAUGUAAAAAGAAUCUGCAGAAGAUGGGUGGGAUAUCACCUUCAGACAUUGACAAGUACAGUCGGGUGCUCUUUCCAGUAAGCUUUACAUGCUUCAACCUGAUGUAUUGGAUCAUCUACAUGAAUAUCUCUGAGGAGGUUGUACCCGAUCUUGUGCUUCUUGGAUCAAGUGUACACUUUAACCUGGGAGUAAAAAGAGCCCCUGAACACCUAGAACUCAAAUAUAACACCACUUUGUACAAGCAUAAUAGUAUUCCGAUGAACAUGGUUCCUCUCGCUGCUCCCCUAUCUAUUAGAUCACACAGCCAUAUCAACAGUAUGCUUGGUAUGGCAGCCUCCGACAUAGACAAAUACAGCAGGAUAGUCUUUCCAGUUACAUUCUUCUGCUUUCAGUUAAUGUACUGGGUUAUCUAUGAUCACCUUGCUCAAGUUUACAUUGAUGAUCUAGUUCUUCUCAACAAUUAAUGAUCAAUAAUCAGUGAUCAGGAGAAGACAAAUCUAGAACGAAGGGAGGGGGGGGGGGAGGAUUUUCCUUUAUGUUUUAUUUUAUUUUAGUUUGGGACCAACACGGGCAGUGAUUUUUUAACCCUUCUAGCUUGACGUCUUUCUAUUACUCCCCCCCACCCCCACCCACCUGCUAAAAACAUCUUUUUUGUAAUUGUUCAUUAUAAUAAAAAGAAUUAAAAAUGUCUCAAAUUUUUGUUGCUACUUAAAUCAUAAUGGCGCAUUGCCCCUUUUUUGAGUAAUACUGAUGUGAAAAGUACACUUUAAAGUGUACUGCUACAUAUUAUGGUGUACAAAUAAUAAUUAUGUCUGGAACAUAUGUUGGUGCACAAAAUAUGUAAACAACAAUUAAAAUAGAACCUUCCAUAUCUAAAAUGUAGAGUUUUAAUGUCAAAAUGCUUCUUAUGUACACGGUGUACACACUCACAAACUUUAAAAGAUAUUUAUGUACAAGUAAAUCCGAAUUUAAAUGUAUGGUAAUGAAAUAUUUAUGUACCCCCCCCCCUUUCCCAAAAUAUGUACAUAAUGCUAUGAGAAUCAUAUAUAUAAAUAUAUGUAUUCUUAAUGUUAAUUUAAGAAUGUAAAUUUUAAACUAAUAUUUCUUUUUAUAAUGAUUCUAUAAUUGUAAGGAAUAUUAAACAGUUAUUCUAAAUCUUCAAUGAUCUACACAUUUUGCGCAAAGUACAUGAUCACUUUUGUGUACAACAAUAAGAUACACAGAAUAAGAAUAGCAGUCCGAUUUUCACGUAUUCAUAUCGAACAAUCUAAUAAAGUUUUUAAACCAAAGAACUUAAUUCAUUUUUAAACACUAGGAAUCAAAGAAGUCCUCAAAAGUCUCAAUUUAAGAUAAUAGGACUUAAUGCAGUUAUUUCAAAAUUCCAGGACUUCAUGCAGUCCUGAAUCCCCCAAGUUAGUGCAUGAUCAAUUGAUUGUGAUAAUCUAGAUACAAGUUAUCUACUAUUUUUGUAGUGUAAGUAUAUAGCUAUGUUUAAUAUAAAUGGUUGUGUCACCAAAUAUUUUCUAAAAAAUUGUGUUAAAUCUGUGAAAAAUGCUAAAUCUAUUAAAUAUGUAAGAAUUUAUGUCAAAGUAUCAUUUUUCAAUUAAACCAUUUUGUAAAAUAUAUCUGCAGAGAAAUAUAUGAUGUAAAAUAUU
Eurytemora carolleeae is the source of this 2943-nucleotide messenger RNA. Its product is annotated as gamma-aminobutyric acid receptor subunit beta. Bases 1 to 1752 code for a protein of 583 amino acids. Gene Ontology annotation, cellular component: synapse; membrane; neuron projection. Gene Ontology annotation, biological process: nervous system process; chloride transmembrane transport; regulation of membrane potential. Gene Ontology annotation, molecular function: neurotransmitter receptor activity; GABA-A receptor activity; chloride channel activity. The record is from RefSeq and is a predicted model, not a curated record. NCBI's taxonomy places the organism in Eukaryota, Metazoa, Arthropoda, Copepoda, Calanoida, Temoridae. The transcript has 15 exons.